AUGGAUACCCUGGACAAAGGGAUGAUUCAUGUCAUGGGAAACCAGAUCCAGAUGCUGCCCAGGGGCAACAAUUCCAUAUCUGGCCCAGCAGGCUCUGCAGCCUCAGAGGAGAGCACUGCUCACUGCUCAGACAGCAGACAGCUCUGCCUGGUGAACGGGGGAAGUCACUGUGCCGGCAGAGUGGAGAUCCUUCACCAGGGCUCCUGGGGCACCAUCUGUGAUGACAGCUGGGACCUGAGUGAUGCCCAAGUGGUAUGCAGACAGCUGGGCUGUGGAGAGGCCUUCGAUGCCACCAUCUCUGCUUACUUUGGGGCGGGAUCAGGCCCCAUCUGGCUGGACGACCUGAAAUGCACAGGAAAGGAGUCCCAUGUGUGGAAGUGCCCUUCCAGAGGCUGGGGACAGCAGAAUUGCAACCACCAGGAGGAUGCAGGGGUCAUCUGCUCAGGAUUUGUGCAUCUGGUUGGAGGGGAUGGACCCUGCUCAGGGCAAGUAGAAGUGCAUUCUGGGAGAGACUGGACUCCAGUGUCUGAUGGGAACUUCACACUCCCCACUGCCCAGGUCAUCUGUGAGGAGCUGGGGUGUGGCAAGGCUGUGUCUGUCCUGGGGGAUGUGCCCUUCAGAGAGUCAGAUGGACGAGUCUGGGCUGAAGAGUUCUGGUGUGAGGGGCAGGAGCCUGAGCUCUGGUUCUGCCCCAGAGUGCCCUGUCCAGGAGGCUCUUGCCACCACAGUGGGGCUGUUCAAGUUGUCUGUUCAGAGUACACAGAAGUCCGGCUCAUGAAAAAUGGCACCUCUCAGUGUGAGGGACAAGUGGAGAUGAAUAUUUCUGGAGAAUGGAGAACGCUCUGUGCCUCCCACUGGAGCAUGGCCAAUGCCAAUGUUGUCUGUCAUCAGCUCAGCUGUGGAGUCGCCAUCUCUACCCCAAAAGAAACAUACUUUGUGGAAGGAGGUGACCAGGUCUGGGAAGCCCAAUUUCACUGCUCAGGGGCUGAGUCCUUCCUGUGGAAUUGCCCUGUGACUGCCCUGGGCAUUCCUGACUGUACCCAUGGAAACACAGCCUCUGUGAUCUGCUCAGGAAACCAGACCCAGGUGCUGCCUCAGUGCAAUGACUCUGUGUCCAAACCAGCAGGCUCUGCAGCCUCAGAGGAGAGCGCUGCCCACUGCUCAGACAGCAGACAACUCCGCCUGGUGGACGGGGGUGGUCCCUGUGCUGGCAGAGUGGAGAUCCUUCACCGGGGCUCCUGGGGCACCAUCUGUGAUGACAGCUGGGACCUGAACGAUGCCCAUGUGGUGUGCCGACAGCUGGGCUGUGGAGAGGCCCUCAAUGCCACAGUCUCUGCUCACUUUGGGGCAGGAUCAGGGCCCAUCUGGCUGGACGACCUGAACUGCAGAGGAAAGGAGUCCCACGUGUGGAAGUGCCCUUCCCCAGGCUGGGGGCAGCACGACUGCAGGCACAAGGAGGACGCAGGGGUUAUCUGCUCAGAGUUCCUGGCCCUCAGGAUGGUGAGUGAGGACCAGGAGUGUGCUGGGUGGCUGGAAGUUUUCUACAACGGGACCUGGGGCAGUGUCUGCCGCAACCGCUUGGAAGCCAUGACCUUGUCCAUGAUCUGCAGACAGCUUGGCUGUGGAGACAGUGGGACCCUAAAUACUUCUGUUGCCUUUAGAGAAGGUUCUAGACCACGAUGGGUAGAUGGAAUCCAGUGUCGGAAAACUGAUAAGUCCCUCUGGCAGUGUCCUUCCGACCCUUGGAAAUACAGUUCAUGCCCUCCAACACAGGAAGCUUAUAUCACGUGUACAGGAAUGAGACCCAAGAGCUGUCCAACUGCUGCCCCCUGCACAGACAAAGAGAAGCUCCGACUCAGAGGAGGAGACACCAAGUGCUCAGGGCGAGUGGAGGUUUGGCACAAUGGCUCCUGGGGUACAGUAUGUGAUGACUCCUGGAGCCUGGCAGAAGCCGAGGUGGUGUGUCAGCAGCUGGGCUGUGGCUCUGCUCUGGAUGCCCUGCAAAAGGCAGCAUUUGGCCUGGGAAAUGGGAGCAUCUGGCUGGAUGAAGUGCAGUGCAGGGGCAGGGAGUCCUCCCUGUGGGCCUGUGCUGCGGAGCCCUGGGGGCAGAAUGACUGCAAGCAUGAGGAGGAUGCUGGAGUGAGGUGCUCUGGCUUAUGACCCUCUCUGAAACCACAUGGCCCUCUUCUCUCCUCAGGCACCAAUUCAGGCUCAGCUCCUGUCCCUGGCUUCUUCUCCCUACCUGGGAUCUUCUGUAUCAUACUGGGGGCCCUUCUUUUCCUGGUCUUUAUCAUCCUGGGAAUUCAGCUGCACAGACGGAGAGCAGAGCAUCAAGCCUUAUCUACUUUUGAAGAUGCUGUUGAUGAGCCCUUGUACCAAGAGAUUGAUUACAUCAUAAAACCAGAGGAAGACCUGUUGGACAGCCCAGAUAACCUGUCUGAUGACUCAGUGACUAAGCUGCCAUAUUACCCAGGGGACAACAAGCAGACUGGAGACCCUGAAUCUGCCCCAGAGCCUCCAGGACAGCAUGUCAAUGCCACAGGAAAUGGUUAUGAUGAUGUUGAAGAGUCAUUUGUUCCUGAAAUUCCUUCUUUCCCUGGGAUGAGUGAGAAUUAUUUUUCCCCAGAGGAGGGAGAUAGUGCCAGGUAUUCCCAGACAGACAUCUCUCUACAGUCUCCUAGAGAAGCUGUCAACUAUAGCAUAGAAGAGAAAGAACCCUCAUUGGUCCUGAGACAAGAAGACCCUGCGUAUGAUGAUGUUGAGCUUAGCACCAUAUAGUGCCAUUUUUGGAGCAAGUAACUCUUCAAAGAAUCUCUGUAACGUUG
Equus quagga is the source of this 2825-nucleotide messenger RNA. Its product is annotated as antigen WC1.1-like. The transcript is spliced from 15 exons. The record is from RefSeq and is a predicted model, not a curated record. Gene Ontology annotation, cellular component: membrane. NCBI's taxonomy places the organism in Eukaryota, Metazoa, Chordata, Mammalia, Perissodactyla, Equidae.